Molecule: messenger RNA, 1376 nt
Organism: Drosophila gunungcola (fruit fly)
Lineage: Eukaryota; Metazoa; Arthropoda; Insecta; Diptera; Drosophilidae
Exons: 3
Coding region: 28-1020 (330 amino acids)
Source: RefSeq, a predicted model, not a curated record
AGCACACGUGUUACGUGUAUCGCACUUAUGAUAUUCCUUCGGAUAACCUGUGCCCGCUCGAUGAGCUUUGACCUACCCAUGUAUGGAUUCGACACUUAUCUGGACAACACCAGCGAUGACAUGCUCCCGGAUGAGGCUAAAUGCGACCCGAAGAGCAGCGUUCCGGUUACAAUGGAGCCCCCGCCCAGCAUGAGACCGUCCCACCAAUUCAGUUCAUCUACGAGCGAUGGUUAUUGCGGUAAUAUGGAGAUGAUCAACACCAACAUGAAGGCCACCCACAUAGCCCAGAAGGCCGCCGACGUGGCCAGGGCUGCCAAUAAUGCCCAGGCGGAGGCGGCCCAGAAUGCCUCGCGCAAGGUGAAAAUGAAACUGGCUAAAAAGGCGAAGGCCGCCUCGUCUGCCGCCGAUGCCGUUUUGGAAGGCAAACAAAACAUUGUGGACCAUUACGAAAGCGAAAUGCAGGAUGCCGAAGAGGUUGUGAAACGGGUGGCCAAUUCCCUGGAGUCCAGUGAAGCGGAUGCGGGAUGCGCUUGUGCAGCGGUAAAGGCGGCUGAGGCUCAAGCCGCCUCUUUCGGCGUCUUGGUGAAUAGCACAAGGGGCACUUUGGCGGACAUCGAGCAACUGAUCGAGCAGGCCCACAAAGACCUCGAUGAGAAAGUCCAAAUGUUGGCAGCGGCCAAGGCGCGUGGUGAGCGAUUGGCCCGCCAGGUGGCGCAGGCCAAAGUGGAAUACGAGCUGGUGAGGGAGUCGGCCUGUCGAGCGGCUAACGACGCCACUGAGGCCAAGCAAAAGGCUGCUGCAAGCAAUUGCGUGCCUCCACCCACAACACCUCCUCCGAGGGCGGCGGGAUGCGGCGGUGCCUUCGGUUCCGAUAGAGCCAGCUACAACGUCCUCUUGGAUCUCUACAGACAGCGACGUCGGGAUCAACAGCGAAAGCGGCGCGAGAAGCUCCCCCGGCGGGGGAUUCGUGGUCAAGGAAAAAUUAUGUACAAGGGUUGCGAUGAACACUCUACAUUCUGAUACAGAUAACCUAUUUCCGUUCCGGUUCCCAAGUCCAUUUUUCAAACUGCGCUUUAGCAAGGUUUAAAGGAUAUCUUCCACGGUCUAAUACGGUUUUUUAACAACAUUAACGUUAUAUUUUCUACACCUAAAGAGCUUUUCAAUUGCUUUCAUAUUUAAAGGAUCAGAGAGGAUCACAUUCCCGCUCAAAUGCCUUCUUGAUUUUGAUAGAGGUUCCAAAGUAUACGUUCUAAUUUUAUAAUGGUUGCAGAUUAUAUUUUCUAUUUUUGCAAAUGCUAUAGAUAAUGUAAUCUAAUUUUAAAAUGCCUUCAGAUUACAUAAGGUUGGCAGUACACUUUAACGUUCUAAAUGUUAAU